Molecule: messenger RNA, 2979 nt
Organism: Pseudomyrmex gracilis
Lineage: Eukaryota; Metazoa; Arthropoda; Insecta; Hymenoptera; Formicidae
Gene: udt
Exons: 9
Coding region: 278-2137 (619 amino acids)
Source: RefSeq, a predicted model, not a curated record
GUCUCACUGCAAAUGUUUCCAAGUAUCAUUCUAUCUUUAUUCUACAUUUAACGAGAAAUAAAGAUAGAAUGAUGCUUCAAAACAUUUGCAGUGAAGCUUUGACUGCACAAUAAGUAAUUCAAUACGGGACUUUAAUAAUGUUGGGCGUGUAUUUUAGAUUUGCCUACGGUUAGUCAUUGGUCUCAUCGUUAUUGUUCACACAUUUUUCAAUUAACAUUCGAAUGCAAUUGAUCGUAUUUAUUUCUCAAUGUAUACGUGAAAAAAUAUACAAAACAGUAUGAGACGCUCGUCGUGCGUAGGUCUUGUUGUAACGUGCUUUUUAUUACACGCGUGGUGUGUACAUGCUCAGAAUGCUUCAAAAUGCGACAUCCCAGUUACGAUCAGAGGAUCAUGGUUUUCAUGGGAAAAUGGCAAAAACACUCGAACAGUAAUAGAUGCUGACAGUAUGAGUAGUCGGGGUACAUGUGUGAACAUGGCAGCUGAAAAUUAUUUUACUUAUACAUUUGUGUUUCGUGAUGCCAAUACUCCAGCCAAUUAUGACAGCUGCUAUCAUUGUGUGAAAUUUAUUGUUAGAACAGUGAAUGUCUUGGACAAACUUGAAGUAACUUGUGUAAACUUGCCACAUAACACAGAGCCAACAGUGAAUGCUGUCUGCAAAGGUUUAGAUGCAAACCAGCAAUAUAUAACAUUAUUCUCAGAAAAUUAUGUACCUGUAAAUUGCAGGUCUUCUCUUGAAGGAGUUUGGCAUUUUACUUAUCAAAAUCGCUUUAGAUUUACUGGAGAAUGUGAUAAUCCAGAUGCACAAAUAAAAUCUUGUCAGACUGCGGGAACACAGUUUCUGAUAAGUAAUCAAAAAUUCAACAUUACAUACAAAAAGUGUGCUGGGAUGGAAGAACACACUUUUGAUGGAGUGGUAGAAUAUAGUUGCUUGGGCGAUUGGUUUGUCGGUAAAAAUCACUUCUUUGCUGUGGCAAAUACAAAAGAAUCUCGACAGGACGAAAAGUACCGGUGUUUCUUGAGAAAUCGUGAUGAUGAUUUAUUCAUUGGAGUGUCGAUUACCGCUGAAUGUAAUACUCUUCAAACUGUUGAAAAGAGCCCCGAACGUCUGCGUAUUACUCCUGUUAAAUCCGAAGUGAUCGAACCGAGUUGCCGUCUACCCGAAGACAUGUCUGGAGACUGGAUCAACACCGCUAAUAUAGACGCGGAUGUCUUCAUUAACGAGACGCACAUUAUAGAAACUUGGUAUCCAGAUCAGGGACGUUACCGACAUACAAUUUAUGUUUGCCGCGAGCAAAGAGAUUCAAGAGUGAUGAUGGCAAGAUUGACUGUUGAUGGAUGUCAAAAAGACUACGUUUGCUUUGACUUUGUACGUCGCCAUCACAAUAUUAUCAGAUAUCGACGUGGCAUAGCUGUGAUCAAAGACGAUUUUCACACAGUUUGUUCUUGGGUCCAGUUUCCUAAUAAGGAAGCGUGGAGAUAUGAUCUGUUUUUAGCGAAAAAUCCCGUACCGGUGCGCUGUCCCGUAGCAGGCAAAUACAUGUUCCAUCAAAAAGGAGAGGUCCUUUUCGAAACUAGAAUUUUGGGCGGUGUGACUAAAUCUCCAAGACCCAACAUCUACUGUAAACAAAACAUUUCCGAUUUUUCGGUUUGCGGUACCGAUCAGAAGGAGAUUGCCAUUGAUGAAACAUAUUGUCUAUCUGUAGAUUACCUGGGAAAACCGGUUGACAUUUACAGCGAUCCUGACUAUAUUAUGAAGUGCAUCGGUUUCUGGAAGGAAAAUUUGAAGUCGUAUCUAAUAACGUAUGACGAAUUAGAUCCUUACAGCAAAUAUCGCUGUUGGGUGUAUCAACGAGCCGACUUAAACAGAGUGCUGAUGUCCCAGUCUGCUGGUGCGUUUUGUGAUCUCAGACAAGAUGUGACCAGCUCCAAUUCUUCAGAAGGUGCCGUGGUCGCGCUAGAAUUAGAGGAAUAUGAGCGCGAACGCGAUCAGUGUCCCAUGUAUUUUGACGACGGAUCCAAUCCUUGGGUUCAGACGGAGAAUUUUGUCAACGUCUUCCACUUCGGGAACAGCGGUAAUAUAAGGACCUGUUUUUCAUUGCCUUUCGUCAUAAUUCUAGCAAUAGCACGUUAUUUUUAACAUAUUAAGUCAGUUUUGCACGAAAGUUAAAUACAAUUUUACUACUUUUUAUACUAGAAUAAUGCGCGAUAAGUAUUUAAGAUCAAGACUAUCGCAUAUGCAUACAAAAUGUGUGUAUAUUUUUUAAACACUUAUUACACCAUUAUGUUAUAUAGAUUCCGUCCAUUUUUCACUACUUUCUUCCGUCCAUUUGUACAUUUACAUGAAUAAGGAAGUCAUGAACAUUGUGGUCUUUAUAGAAAAUGUUAUAUAAUUAUAGAAUAUCGCACGUACACAUAGUAUAAACUAAAGAUGUGUUACACAAAUAUUAUGUCUGAUACAUGACUAUUAGUGUAUUCCGUCCAUUUCGUAUAUAUACACUUUACGUGAGUAUACACGUAAGUCACCAACAUGAUUUCUUCUGAAUAUCAUGUUUAUUUUUACGUAAUACACACACGUAAAUGUACACACUGAUAUCAAACAAAUUGUAUUGCAGAUGAAAAGGACGAUUCUUCUCUUCUGUUUUUUUCCACGCAAUGCAAUUUACUUGUGUCAGUAAACUGUUUUUAAUUUUCUGAUUACGAAGUAAUGUGUAACAUUAAAUGUAUACUUGGGUUUUAUACAAAUUCGUAAUAUAUGUUUAUAAUAUAUUGUAUAUUUUGAUAAGUUUUAUAUAUUUACAUUUUUUGUACACAAAAGAUUAUUUACACAUGAAGACUAUAUCUUAGUCAUUUUUAAGCUUAAAAGUAUGGCUAUAGUAUACAGUGUUUAUAGGAUAAGAAAAGAAUAAUUUGACACAUUAUAUGUAACACAAUUAAGAUAUAAAUUUUUAUAUAAAUAAAACUCAAUGUUUAACUUUAAAA